UUCUUCGGUUCUUCCCGUUCCCUCUCCUCUGCUUGUUCCGGAAAUGGCGCACCACCUCCUCUCCACUCCUCCUCUCCACCACUACUUUACUUUGCGAUCCCUCCACUCCGCCUUCUCCUUCCCCCCGUCGAUCGGAUCCAAUCCACCGCGACAUACGCACGGCCAAUCCCACCCCAUCCCACCCCACGGAGAAUUCCCAGUUUGAUGCGGCCACGCGACGGUGGUGAAUGCAGCAGCAGCGGCGAUGAUGCUCGGCCUCGUGCAGCUGCUGGUGGGGUUCGUCGUCUCCUGGGAGGCCCUCGAGUUCGUCCUCCGCUACGGCCUCCUCCUCUCCACCCUCAAGCUCCUACUCCUUGCCGCCUUGGCCGCCACGGCCUCGUGUGUCGCCCUCCUCUUGUUUGCCAAGGCUCUGGCAUGGGUGCUCCGUCGCAUGGCGAAACUCUCCAUCGGCUGCCGCUCCUAUGGUUUCAAUUAUCUCAGGGGCAUCACCAUUAACUCUCCUAAAGGACCGCUCCAGUCCAUCUCUGUCGGUGAAAUUAGACUCGGCCUGCGCAAGCCACUCACCCAGCUGGGGCUCACCAUACUAACUCAAGGCCCAGUCCUGCAACUGCGAAUUUCUGAAUUGCACAUUGUGCUCAGGCAACCCGCCAAAUCUGCAAACGAAAAGAAACCUGCCCCGCGCAAGCCAACCUCAGCCUCAUCGCCCAAACCAAAAGAAAAUUCCAAAGGCCAAGCAAAAUGGAGGCUUAUAACAAAUGUUGCCAGCCUUUUAUCACUUUCUCUAGUGGACCUCAGGCUCAAGACUCCAAAAGCUGCUCUUGGCAUCAAGGACUUUAAGAUUGAUUUAUCUAAAUCUGGAGCACUGCAUCCAGUUCUUAAUGUUCAAAUACACCUGAUACCUUUAUUUCUACAAGCGUUAGAGAUAGAUGGCACGGAAAAUGAUUCUUCAUCACCAUUUAACAAAUUGGAUUGGUGGGUGAGUGGACAAUACCCUUCAGCUAUGGACACUACUGACUGCAGCUCUUUCUUGCUUGAGGAUAUAGCACUCUCGUGUGAGCUUCAUCAGAGGGAUAAAAGAAUUAGAGUCAAGAAUUUGGAUCUGAUGUCUGGUCCAAUUGUUGUGAACCUGGAAGAAAAACUAUUCACCAAGAAGCCCUCUACUUCUACUGUUGCUGAUCAGAAGGAUGAAUCUACUGUGGAUAAUAAAUCAGCUGCCAAACCCGAGGGGAGCAAGCUUUUGUCAUUGAAUAAGAAGAUCGAUUUGAUUCCUGAAAAGGUUAGCUUCAAUAUGUCCAAGCUAGAUCUGAAGUUUUUGCCAAAGGACCAUGGCCUCUCGAUCAACAACGAAUUUGGUAGCAUUUCUGUGAGACUUAUGAAGUCACAGCCUCAGAAUGACUUAGGGGUGGCUCCAACACACCUUUGGUUGGAAACUGACGUGACAGAUAUUCAUCUUCUGAUGGAUGGUUCUACGUCUGUAUUAGAGGUUGUGAAAAUUGCAACUGUUGUUUCAGCUAAUAUUCCCACUCAGGUCAGUUUAGUUUGCUUGCAGUGUAAAUUUGUACUGCUGUUGGUUAAUGAUUUCUCAAGAAAUUUCUGCCGGCUUCAACUCGAUCUUUACUGUAAAUUGCUGCAUUUGUUGGAAAACACUUCACUUAUGAACCAAUAGAUUUACAGUUCUUUC
Messenger RNA from Triticum urartu, 1681 nucleotides. Lineage: Eukaryota; Viridiplantae; Streptophyta; Magnoliopsida; Poales; Poaceae. The record is from RefSeq and is a predicted model, not a curated record.